Arabidopsis thaliana (thale cress) is the source of this 2237-nucleotide messenger RNA. Its product is annotated as Aminotransferase-like, plant mobile domain family protein. Gene Ontology annotation, biological process: meristem development; meristem maintenance. The record is from RefSeq and is marked reviewed. Lineage: Eukaryota; Viridiplantae; Streptophyta; Magnoliopsida; Brassicales; Brassicaceae. The transcript has a single exon. Bases 1 to 2109 code for a protein of 702 amino acids.
AUGGUUUGCCUUUGUGAGGAAGGUCGUUGCUUGAGAAAAACCCAUUUUCUAAAACCCUUUUCUACCUCCAUCGAUGGCUCUGUAGCCGAGCUUCCCCGUCUUGAUGAUCAACAACGUCUCUCUGAUUCUUCUCUGCAUAAUACCUCUUCUGGGUUUUGGGCUGCAGAUCAUCAUUUCUUCCUAUCAUGGCUUGGAAAAAUGCAAGCUUUGUAUGAACCCAUUUGGAAAAAAGCUGGAAUUUUUGAAGCAAUCAAGGCAUCCACUUACAAAAUCAUAAAAGACACGUCCUCGAUUCUCUCCAUUGCCGAGAAAUGGUGUUCUGAAACCAAAUCUUUCAUCUUUCCAUGGGGUGAAGCAACAAUUACGUUAGAGGAUGUGAUGGUGCUUCUAGGGUUCUCUGUUUUGGGUUCUCCCGUUUUUUCUCCUUUAGAAUGUUCAGAGAUGAGAGAUUCCGCAGAGAAACUUGAAAAAGUAAGACGAGACAGUCUUGGCAAGGCUAAGCGAGUGAGCCAAAGAUCAUGGACUUCGAGCUUCAUGGGUAGAGGUGGUCAGAUGGAGCAUGAAGCUUUUCUUGUAUUGUGGCUUUCACUUUUUGUUUUUCCAGGUAAAUUUUGUCGUUCUAUAUCGACAAACGUAAUCCCUAUAGCUGUUCGUUUAGCUAGAGGUGAAAGAAUUGCUCUUGCGCCUGCUGUUCUCGCAUUCCUGUACAAAGAUUUGGAUCGAAUCUGUGAUUUCUCUAGAGGAAAAUGUGCUGGCAAAGUUAAUUUGAAGUCUCUGUUUAAGUUAGUCCAAGUUUGGACUUGGGAGAGAUUCAGUAACAUAAGACCAAAAGCUAAAGAGAUACCUAAAGGUGAACCUAGAAUAGCUCAGUGGGAUGGUCUGCAACAAAUAUCUAAGAAUGUGAAACUGAGUUUUGAUGUUUUCGAGUGGCGUCCUUACACUAAACCGUUGAAGAACUGGAACCCACUUCGGUUUUACGUUGAUGAAGCUAUGUGGCUGACUGUUGAUGACAGUGUUGAUGAUGCAUUUGCUUCUUUUGCUCGAUGUGUGAAAGUUUCAUACCUUGCUGGAAAUGGUUUUGUUGAAGAUUACUUCCCUUAUCGAGUGGCGAGGCAGUUCGGUUUGUCUCAAGAUCUUCCUGGUUUGGUUACUCGUCGUAGAAAAAUCACAGAAAAGGAUGCUUGGGAUGAUUACAGUAAUUCUCUUGAGGGUUUAAAUCUCUACUUGCCUUCUCAACUUGAUCGAGGUUAUGUCACUGCCAGGUACCAAGACUGGUGGUUUAAAUCAGCUUCAGAAUAUUUUGGUUCUGAAGAGAUACAGAAAGAAUCGACUGAAGCUUUUGAUGCAAGGAAUACAUUUGAUCAUCUUGAUAAAGAUGAUGAUGAUGGUGAUAUUGAUGUAUCUACCAAGGUACCUCCUUUGAGUCAAGUAGUUCAGAAGUUGGAAGAAGGCUUUACUGCAAAACGCAGAAUAUCGAGGAUGCAUAGAUCAGCAAAGAGAUAUAAGAUAACUGAGUCUGAUGUUCACAUGAAGCGAGCUCGUGAGGCUGAUGCUGAGAUUUCUACGGAUAAAGAAGAUGACUGCAUGACCGUUGCUCAAUUGAUCAGAUCUAGGAAUAAGUACUUUAGUGAUGUAGACAAGAAAACUGGAGGUGAUGCUUCUGAAUCACUUGGAAAAAGAAGUAGAAGAUAUAUGCUGGUGGAUAGCGAUGAUGAUUCAGGGCCUUGUCAAAAGCAUGCUUUAAUGAAAGUAGAGCAAAGAAGUGUAGAGGAUGAUGGAACUACCAAAAAAACAGAGAUUACAAGGCAAACAUGUGAUGAUGUAAAUGGAAGUGAUGCAGAGAAGAAGGCAAUAAUCAAUGAUGGAAUCAAGGAGGCAGAUUCUUGGCUACUUGAAGAUAGAGAAAUUGAGAGGAGAUGCAUUGGAAAGUUUUGCAGUGAAGUUAAAAAGGAAGAAGAUGUUGAUGAAAGAUUGAGGCAGAGAACGCUUGCAAUAGAGAAGAUGGCACUGGAGCUGGAGACACGUCUUAGUAAGAUGGAGAAGAGUUUGGCAGAGAUUAGAAAAUGGAAAACCAGAGGAAACCAGACCAAAAAUGGUUUUUCUGCUUAGCUAGUUUAGUUAAUGCCAUUUGAUCUGAAAUUUUUUAAGAGUAUCUCAAUGGAAACAAAACGACAGUGUCACACUCUGGAGAGAAUUGUUCAACUUUUGUGUAGUCAAUUAUUAGAGUUAAGUUGGUG